Molecule: messenger RNA, 1196 nt
Organism: Clarias gariepinus (North African catfish)
Lineage: Eukaryota; Metazoa; Chordata; Actinopteri; Siluriformes; Clariidae
Gene: sumo1
Product: small ubiquitin like modifier 1
Exons: 5
Coding region: 140-442 (100 amino acids)
Biological process (GO): protein sumoylation
Cellular component (GO): nucleus; PML body
Molecular function (GO): protein tag activity; ubiquitin-like protein ligase binding
Source: RefSeq, a predicted model, not a curated record
UGUCCCACAGGAGCGCUAUGAGCUGAUCUGAGCUCCCUCCUCUUACUCUACUGAGAGUGUGUAUGUGUGUGUGUUACUCCUACAUUACACACACUUCAUUUAUCACUACCCUGAAAAGACUUGUACUCUGUGGAAUAUCAUGUCAGACACGGAGACGAAACCAUCUGGUGACGGAGCAGAAAAGAAGGACGGAGAGUACAUUAAACUUAAAGUGAUCGGCCAGGACAACAGUGAAAUUCACUUCAAGGUGAAAAUGACAACGCAUCUAAAGAAGCUGAAGGAGUCGUACAGUCAAAGACAGGGUGUUCCCAUGAACUCUCUACGGUUUCUCUUUGAAGGCCAGAGAAUCGCAGAUAACCAGACUCCCAAAGCGUUGGGGAUGGAGGACGAAGACGUGAUCGAGGUGUAUCAGGAACAGACUGGCGGCUACUGGAACGACUAGACCUUUCCUUCAUCUCUUUUCUUUUUAAAUCUUAAUUUUUUGUAUGUAUGAUGUUGAUUUCUUGCUGUUUCCUUUUGUCUUUCUCCCGGAGGGAAAUGGGGGAAAAAAAAUCAAAAAAAGAAAAAAAAAAGGGAAAAAAAAAAGAAAACCAUCUGGAUCAAAGUGAUACUUUGGAUAAUCUGCUGCUGUGAGUGAGAGACAGGGUUAGAAGGGUAGGAACGAGGAUCGAUAAAAGAAUAAGGAAAAACCUAACCUUUUUUUCAACCCUCCCUCUCGAUCUCUUUCAGUCAGUCUAUCCCCAUCACUGUCACUUCAUUUAUUUCUGCAGGAUAGACACUAAACCAUUUGUUAAGUCUACUCCUAUACAUAAUUAUCGAGGGUUAAUACAUGUUGUAACAAAACGUAAUACAUGUUAUUUUUUGUUUGUUUGUUUGUUUCAUCAUUGCCUUCAUGUUUGUAAAAAUGCAUAACGCAAUAAGGCCCUGUUUUAAGAAUACAUAAGAACGAUCUCUGAUCAACACUCAGGGGCGACAUUUAAACCAUGCAGAAAUCUCUCAAACACGUGUGAUGAGGAGGAGGAGGAAGAUGAUGUCAUCACUGCACAUUUAGCUGUUUAGUCUACUCUUUAGCUUUCGUUUUCAUUCAUGUGAACUGGGGAUGACUUGGUCCAGAUGGUUUAUGGACUUCGAAAAGAUUAUUUUGCUUUUGUCUUUUUUUUUCUUUCUUUUUUUAAAUAAAAUGUGUCAUAAAAUCA